AAUGGUUCCGCCCGAGUGCGGAUAUCGCAGCGCUCUGCAGCGGAGCAGCACAGAAGGCUCUUUUUGCGCACGUGUGAGGAGUGUGUGUGGGGCCCCGUUGGCACUCACGCGCUGAGUCACACGAUGGCAGACCGGGAGUGCGUGUAGCUCGUGGGAAGGCUGAAGAUGGCCUGACGGCGGAUGGUUCGAGAAGCGGCCCAUUUGAACUGAAGCAAGGAUGCGCCGCCCUGCUCCACCACCAGGUCCUGGGGAGGAGAUCUGAGUAGCGCUCUGGGAGAACGUGUUGCCGAUGGGCCCUCGGACACCAGCCCGGUCUGCCACGGCACCAGCGAACAUGGCUCCCGCGGACUCUCACCUCGGCUGGAACGCGGCGGGCCUGACGCGCACGUUGCCAUGGUGAUCAUUCACACGAAAACACUGGAAAAAAAGAAGGGUGUCGAUGAUGUAACGCCACGGGAAUCGCGCUUGAAGCCGCGUGGCCCACUGACCAUGAGCCAAGGAACAGCCCUCUUCUCCCGUGGAGGUCUGGCCGCCCUGACGCCCUCCCUGCCUGUUACGGAGGUGGGGGUGUGGUCGGAUGUGGGCCGGCGCUGUGCCAUCCAGCAGGGUCCCGUGGGUUCCAGCCUCGAGAGCCUGUGGGACGCGCUCCCUGACGCUGGCACGGCGGGGGCUCUCACGAGCCUGAUCCGAGACCUGAGCCUGGGGGAGGGCGCGGCCAGCCUGCAACCCCCCAGCAAGAGACAGUGCCGCUCGUUGUCCUGCUCGGACGAGCCUGGCGGCGGGCGGGUGACGUGGCGCCCUCAGGGUUCGCGGGUAUGGAUGACGGUGGAGAAGCGGCGCUGCCACAGCGGGGGGAGCGCGCAGCGCUGCUCGGGGGGGCCGCCGCCGGGGGGUUCCCCCGCCAUGCAACGCAGCUCCAGCUUCAGCCUGCCGGCCCGUUCCAACGGCCCUCCCCUGGGCUCGGAACCGGCCUACUUCAGCUUCGCCGGCCUGUUUCCGUCGCCCUGCUCCGUACCGCCGUGUCCCCUCUGCCUCUCUCAGGAACACAUCUGCCCCCCUCAGGGGACACGGGGGGCCUCCUCCGCAAGCUCCCCGGACUCCACGCCCGAGAUGGGGCGACGGGUGGGUCCCGGGGGGCUUUCGCGGAGCCGUUCGCAGCCCUGCGUCCUGAACGAUCGCAAGAUCGGCAUGAAGCGCAGGAGGCCGGAAGACAUCCAGGAGCCACGGCCGUCUCUGGACCUGGCCAAGAUGACCCAGAAGCUUCACAGUUUCCACAGCCUCAGCUGCCCCGGCUUCACGGAAGUUGACCAUCACCUAUCGGGCCCCAGUCCCUCCUGUUGCAAAGGCACUGAACUCACAAGUACCUUCGCUGCCGCCGCCGCCACCCCCCCGUUUGCCUUGGGCACAGAGCCCCAGCGCAGCAACCAAGACGAUUCAUCCAGCGAGGAUGUGGACAGCGACUCGACAGGCAGCGAGGAGCUCAGGGUGGGCGUGACCCCCUGGUGGGAUGCUUGCGGCUCGGGGAUCGGGGCCGAUGUCAACCAGCUGGGAGGAGAGUUGGACAUUGAACAAAUUGAGAGGAACUGAGCCGCCGCAGCCCACGUGGGAACAGGGAGGAUGAAGGGAAAUCAAGAGUUGGGCAAAGGUGGAGAUGAUGUGCCUCACGUUGAAGCAAGGGCAAAGUACGUGGAAUUACGGACAGCGGGCAGGUGUUUCCUGCAGGUAGCUUGGACAGGCACAGUGCCUAUAUAUUUUUCAAAGUUUAGUCUUUUUGUUUUUCUGGGAUGCAGUACAAGAGGGAGAAGUAAAAAGGGUACCCGUUCCACGGUCCAGCAGGGAACAGAGUGACCUCCGUGUCGCUGUGGGGGAGCUGGGACCGGCCGACCUUUGUACUGCGGUUUCGCAGUAGGCCGAGAAGGAGACGCGGAGUCCCAGCGAUCGCUCCAGCAGCCCGGCUCUCGGGGGGGGGGGGGAAAGCGAAAGGUGGAUGUGUGCAGAACUCUGUUACGAACGGGAGUUUGGGGAACUUUGCAUUCUCCAGCGAGGAGGGUGGUGCGUCAGGAGCUGGAGGCGGUACCUUGAGCACAGGGAAGACAUUCUCUCUCCAGGUGGACAGUUCAUGUUAAGAGACUUUCCUUUUACAGUUUUGACUACAAAAUGUAAAGAGUACAGAUAUUUCUAUAUAAACACACUGAACUGUAAAUCUUGUCGUCCGUACAAUUAUUACUGUCCGUUACUUUGCUUUUGUAAAAUUGGUCUGCUGUUUCAUCAAAUUCACAUACGCAGUUCAACAGCACAAAGCUAAGUCCAGCUGCUUAAGCAGGACAUUGUGGAGAAAUGUCACACUGACUAGUUAUCCAUUAGCAGUCACUUUCAGAACGUUAAAGGCCGAUCACUACUGAGAUGAGGAACGGCGAGGUGGAACUGCGGUAAGGUGAGACAGGGUUUCAUCUGUUGUUCUGCAUUGAGCUGUGGAUGAAAAGGGGCUGUGUUCUGCGGGUGGGGUACUUGUGCCAAAAUGGGUCUUUCAGAAGGAUCGGCAUGGUCCAGAUACUUGUCUACAGGGAACCUCAGUCCAAAGGGCAACAAGGAAUCCUUGGGGGGGGGAUAGGCAGGCAGGCAGGCUACACUAAUCUGGAGGUCUAUAAAUAUUUUGCACAUCUUGGGUUGCUUGACCCUCAGGAAGGCACUUGCUGCCCCCCUGACAAAUACCACCUUCCCCUCUGGUAUCCUCCUUCAAAUCAUUUCAUCGUAAGGGCAACACAAAUUAUCACGAUUUUUAACUCCGGCAACUGUCCCGUCUCCAUAAGGGACGCUGGUCUUUGAUCUUCUUUCAUUUGUCAUUGAUCUUCAAUCCCAGCUCCAAGGUGUGUGGGUACGAGCCCCAGGCCGGUCCUUUUGCUUCCCCUCAGCUCCCACUGCUGAGCCUCUUUCCUGCAGGACCUUCAUGCAGCUGCUUUUCAGUUGAAGAAAUGUCCCUCAAGCUCUUGCUCUGAAAUAGUUUGAGCCCAGGCUGUUCCCAGGGAAACCAACCACGCUGCACACUCAUAGAGAGAGUCCUGGGGGGGCAGGGGCUGCAACCACUGCUAAUGAAGCUACAGUAUCCAGCUGUGUUCCCAAAAAAGGAGAAAAAAAAAAAAAAAACCCUGAAAGGACACACUACACCAUAGCUGCAAUCCUAGAGGGAUCAAGGUGGACCACCUGGUCCUCACCAUUCUUCAUCAGGAAGGAACACGGACUGUUAACCUUGGGCACGUGUUGUUCGUGAGGGUUAAACAUGGAAAGAAGUAACUCCAUCCUGUACAUCUUAGCCUUUAGAGAUCCCUGGAGAUCAUCUCAUCACGCUCAUCUCUACCCGAGGAUGAUGUCACGCAGCCUCAGCCUUGCAUCUGGUAAGGAGAUCUCUCUCGGGGCUCCCGCUGUGUAACAUGCGGUUUAUCAGCGCAGGUUCUCUACCUUUCAGGCGUCCCUGGAGCGCAAGUCUAGCUUUCACUGCAGGGAUGGCACUUCCAUUUGAAGAAAGGAACCAAAAGUAUUCAUCCCAGAAGCGCUGAGGUGAUCAACAGACUUUGCUCCGGCGCAAGAAGCAGGGCUGAGAGGCAGGCAUGGAGGCUGGGAUUGGGCGAGUGGGUUCCCAGCAGCUGUUGAAAUGCUUAAUGGUGCGCUCCCACGCUUUGGAAGAGCAACAGCGCCUGGAGCAGUAGCUAGAACCAUAGGCAGAAGACCGAAAGGAAACGGGAUGAAGAGGGAAGCCAAACUCUGAGCGGAUGACACAGAGGCCUGCUCUUGGACUGUGAACCCAAUUAUGAAGGCAUGGCUCCAUUAGGGUUCCUUGUUUCUUGAUCGCCUGACCAGCUGACUUUGAUCCCCGGCAGGAAGGCAGGUCCUUCAGGUACCGGAGAGGGAGGUGGAGAGAAGAGCUGCUGGGUAGUUAGAAGCUACAGGAUGCCAAAAAGGGUGGGUGCCAAAACUACCAAGAAGGCCUGAACUGUACCCAACAGUUCCUACCUGUCUCUCAAAUUCUUUAAUAAAUCCCCAUGACAUUGGUCUACGGGAACAGUCCAGCCAAGAGACCAGAAUCACUCUCCCAAAGCCUCCAGUGGGUCUAGACCUGCUGUGAUGAACUCAUCUGGGAACUUUGCAUAGUAGAUGAGCUUGAAACAGAACGUACAAAAGCUUAAUAUAGCACACGGGUUUUUACCAUGAUCCAGUAAUAUGCUAGUACAGAACUCACCAUAGAGGAAGUUUAUUUAAAAAAGAAAGAAAGCAAAACUGCAUUUUAGUGGAAGUGAUGGCCAGAGAUUUUGUGAGAACCCAGAGUUUAGAAAGCAGUAUUUUAGAACUAGACUCCCUAUUUUAGCUUUUGACCAAGCCCGAGGACGAUCGCCUCCGUAGAACACCACGAUCCCUCAGUCGGCCCGGACUUCGGACCCGUUCACACUCAAUUUCCUUCGCUCCAGCAAUUCCGCAGUGCACCAGAGCAUCCCCACUGAGCUGUUAACGUGACACACUCAGCUCUGUGCUUUCCACCAUGCCCGGAGAAACGGUGAACUGGAAAGGGGGAGGAAGAAAGAAAGAGAAAAAAAAAAAAAA
Molecule: messenger RNA, 4593 nt
Organism: Scleropages formosus (Asian bonytongue)
Lineage: Eukaryota; Metazoa; Chordata; Actinopteri; Osteoglossiformes; Osteoglossidae
Gene: fam53b
Product: family with sequence similarity 53 member B
Exons: 5
Coding region: 394-1587 (397 amino acids)
Biological process (GO): protein import into nucleus; positive regulation of canonical Wnt signaling pathway
Cellular component (GO): nucleus
Source: RefSeq, a predicted model, not a curated record